AUGUCGAACCUUACAAAGCUUGAAUUUGCGGCCCUUGAUAUUACUGGAAAGAACUAUUUGUCUUGGGUGUUAGACGCUGAAAUUCACCUAGAUGCAAAAGACCUUGGUGAUACAAUCAAAGCAGGCAAUAAAGCAACAAGUCAAAACAAAGCUAAGGCUAUGAUAUUUCUUCGCCACCACCUCCAUGAAGGUCUUAAGAUUGAGUACUUGACUGUGAAAGAUCCACAAGUCCUUUGGAGUAAUCUAAAGGAAAGGUAUGACCACCAGAAAACUGUAAUACUACCCAAAGCUCGUUAUGACUGGUUACAUUUAAGACUACAAGACUUUAAGUCUGUAAGUGAAUAUAACUCAGCUAUGUUCAGAAUUACUUCACAGUUGAAAUUAUGUGGAGAGAAAAUCACUGAUGCAGAAAUGCUAGAGAAAACAUACACUACCUUUCAUGCGAAUAAUGUUGUCCUGCAGACACAAUACCGUGAAAGGAAUUUAAGAAAUAUUCUGAACUUAUAUCUUGUCUCCUUGUGGCUGAGCAAAAUAAUGAGCUACUGA
Beta vulgaris subsp. vulgaris (sugar beet) is the source of this 546-nucleotide messenger RNA. RefSeq lists its product as uncharacterized. Lineage: Eukaryota; Viridiplantae; Streptophyta; Magnoliopsida; Caryophyllales; Amaranthaceae. The coding region runs from base 1 to 546 and encodes 181 amino acids. The record is from RefSeq and is a predicted model, not a curated record. The transcript has a single exon.